GGGGGGAGUGGCGGCUGAAGUACGAGCGGGCAACACGGGAGAUCGACUUCACCAAAAAGCGGCUGCACCAGGAGUUUGAGGACAAACUGGAGGUGGAACAGCAGAACAAGCGGCAGCUGGAGCGACGGCUGACCGACUUGCAGGCUGACAGCGAGGAGACCCAGCGGGCCCUGCAGACCCUGAAGAAGAAAUGCCAGCGCCUGACGGCCGAGCUGCAGGACACUAAGCUGCACCUGGAAGGACAACAGGGCCGCAACCACGAGCUGGAGAAGAAGCAGCGCCGGUGAGGAGGAG
Messenger RNA from Pseudonaja textilis, 294 nucleotides. The record is from RefSeq and is a predicted model, not a curated record. NCBI's taxonomy places the organism in Eukaryota, Metazoa, Chordata, Lepidosauria, Squamata, Elapidae.